AUGUCGCGGCCGGGCCCAACCCGAAGAUCUGUGAGUUACCAGGAGGGCAGUCAAAGUUAUCGAUUCCGUUACGAAGACGAAUCGACUAAACCGACCGUGCUUCAAGGUGAAACUUCCACUGACGGCGAUGACGGUGUCAACAUUACAUUCCCGACGCUCGUGAUACACAAUGUACAGAACCAUGACAGAGCACGCAUCACCAUUUCACCAGUUACAGCCAACGAACCAUUUAGAGCUCAUCCUAACACUCUGAUGGGCAGUGGUUGUCAAUCAAAAGUGUUCUCAAGAGACGUAAAGGUCCAUCCAGGGAAUAAUACGUUUGUAUUCAACGACCUUCGCAUUAUAAGGACAAAGACAGAAGAUUGCGAUGCCGAGCUAGAGGCCAGAAAAAAUCUGAGAAUUGAUCCCUUCCAACGCACCUUGGGGGCUAUGGUAAACGACGUCACGACGGUUAGACCGACGACAUCGUCAGAAUCGCGGGAGACCAAUGGACGCAACUACGCAAGUUGCGAGUUGUUCGUGAGGACUAAGCAAGGUCUUUGUUUAUCAGGCGACGUCCAUCGUCUGAUGAGGAGUGCGAAUGCCCUAUUUUUACCCGACUGCCAAAGAAGGAGGGUAAUGUUUUUCGAGUGUAUCUUUUGUGAAUUGCCACAGAAUAUGAGACAGGCAGGAGACAAUACCUUUGUGGACAUUCUCAAUAAUAUUCGUGUUGGUGAGUUAACGAUGGACCAACUUGAGAUCCUGGACAGCCGCAGAAUUCCACUAGAGGGUCCAUUUGCCGAUGGAGAGGCAGUUCGAAUUUUCCCUACUACGAAACAAGUCGAUGCUUAUAAUUCAGCCAUGACUAAAAAGUUGGGCAAAUCGUUAAAGCUCUACCAAAUAAACGCUGUUGACAUCUCCCUAGAAGCUAAAACCUACGGUCAGUGCCCUCGCAAACAAUACAUUUCUGACGACCCGAACAAAACAGGGGGCAUUCUCGGCACCCUAACUAUUGGAAUUGGAUCUCGCGUGAUGUUACGCCGCAACAUCAAUGUAAACCACGGUCUGGUGAACGGUGCUAUGGGUAUCAUAAGAAGAAUUGAGUGGCCUUCUCUUCGCAGAGAGCAGUUAGAACCAGGUGAGUUACCGCAGGCAGUAUUCGUAGAGUUCGACGAUCGUUCUGUUAAGGGCAAUGAAUUGGGUGUGGGGGUUCGCAUAGAGCCCUCCACUGUCGACUUUGAUGCGCUUCGCGGACAAGGGAAGAUUGAACGUCGGAUGCUGCCUUUGAUACUUUGUUGGGCUGUAACGGUACACAAACUGCAAGGUACCACCUUGGAUCGGGCUGUCGUGGACCUAUCAAACGUGUUUGGAAAGGGCCAGGCUUAUGUAGCCCUAAGCCGUGUUAAAACACUUGCUGGAUUUCGCUAUGAGUGUGAAGGCCGGUCAGCGGGAUCUAUUCCCGGAGUGAACAGUACGUCAGAUAACAAGACUUACCCUACAAUUAAGAUAUGCGGAUACACAGGACAGGUGGUUAUUGUCGUGUCUUGUGUUACCAAAGAUGAACCUUACAGGGCACACCCCCACAACUUGGUGGGUCGAGAACGCUGCGAGAGGGGGGUGUGUACGAUCCCCCUUCGCGUCACAGAGGAGACAUGCGAGUACCAGUUCAAGAACCUCGGCAUCCAGUGCGUGAAGCGACGUGACAUCGCGGAGGCCCUCACCAUCAGGGAGAAACUUAGGGUGGAUCCCUUUAGAAAAAACUUUGAUCACAAGAACCAUCCUCAAAGCAUCGACUUGAACGCGGUGCGACUAUGUUUCCAAGUGUUCUUGCCGGACGAGACAGGGCGACUACGGCGUCCCUUGACGCCUGUCGUGUCGGAUGUCAUCUACGACAAAAAAGCCAUGAGCGACCUGCUCAUCAUGCGGUCCAGCCACUGUUCUGGGCCGGCAAAAGGCGGGACUCAAGUUAUCUUACUUUGUGAGAAGGUGACCCGAGAAGACAUCGAAGUAGUUUUCUACCAGGAAGAAGACGGUAUUGUUGUCUGGGAAGAGACUGCAAUCAGGAUCCUGGUACACAAACAAGUGGCUAUUGCUUUUGAGACGCCAGCCUACAAGUACCCGAAUACUACCGACCACGUUAAUGUGUACUUCCAGCUGAAGAGGCUGUCGGACAACGCCCGCAGCAACUCACUGCCGUUCGAGUACUACCCCGAUUUCUCAGGUAGCGCGCGUAAACCUCUUCCAGACCUGUCUCUGUUCUCGCUGCUCCUCAACGAGAAGCGGACAGACACCAAUAACAACAAACAAGACAAAACCGAAGUCGUUAGCUCUACCACUGAUAGUUACAGCGUGUCCGAUGACACUGACACCGCGCAGGUUACCGACACCGACGUUAAUGGCAACCCACAGGUUACCGACGUCGAGAUCAUCGACACCAACGAGAAGAGUCUAAAUGAACUUCUCGAUCAGGUGGCGGAGUUAGAUGAAAUAUACUCAGAGAACCGCACGCGCCUCGAAAACAUAUCUUCAUUAACGAACAAUAGUGAAGAUAUAGAGGAUUUCAAUGACGCGGGCACUUACACCAGUUUGCAACUCGCUUUCAAAAACCCUGUAGAGAUAUCUGAACCUGACCCGAUGUCGUAUGAAGAUGUCCAAGUUCAGACGUAUCGCGGCCCUAUCAUUGAAUUUAGUCCACUAAAACGCGAUACAGAUGAUGAGCGCGCACCCCCGUUACCUCCCAAACGCGUCCGUAAAGCUGCAUCUACCGAACCUUUCAAAACUAGUCAGACUUCGGUCGAUAGUAUCUUAAAACCUGGGCGACAGAUACCCGUCACCCGCAACCCAGACCAUCUGAAAAUAAACUCUGAGAUGACCGUAGCCAAGAGUGAACCCGCUUUACCGCCGGUCAAGAAGCGUUCGUUCUUUUCGCGACUAUUUAGAAGAAAGGAGAAAUCACCUGCCCCCAGUGUUAAAUCUGAGGGUAGGAAAGAGGCAAAGAGUAAACCUGUAGGUCGUUCUGUGAGCAGUGUCUCGGGGGUGCGUCCUUCGAAGUUUAAGUCAUCAGUGUCUCACACCUCUUUGAAAGACAACGCUUCUGGCACAGGCCUCAGUUAUGCCGAUAGCAUCACACAUAUUUCUCUACACGGAGAUGACAAUGAGAAGUCCACAUCUCAGUCUUCUUUGCGUCGUCCUGCCAGCUUAGCUCCGCUGCCUCCAACAGACGGUGGCACUAUUUUAGUGGCAGAAAGUGUGCUCGCUUUAGACGCGUCCCAGUUUAAAAAGCUGCAAGAUGAUUUAGAUUUGACUGACGCGGAGCACUACGCGUUGUAUAUGGCCGUUGCCCCACACGCGACAGUUUCUGAAUUCGAUGAAACAAAGAUGAAUAUUAAGAAGCGGAAGAUGGUAAACGACACGUUACGAAACUACGAUCUUGAAAGAAUGUACUCGACGGUCGACCAGCAAAUCAAGUCAGAGCCAAGAGACCGGACUCCGCCCCACCAUAAUAUAAGCAGUCCGCCGCUGCACGGCUACGCGCCUCAAUACGAACAGAAUUGGCCAAUAGACAAUAUGCAAGGUGGGCUUGGAGUUCCGGGGCCAAGCCACAGCGCGGUGCCUGCAGGGCACGGGAACCCUUUCGCACAAGAGAUGUGGCAGAACCAGCCCUACGGGCAAGUGUCGCCAGCUCACUUACAGCCCUCCGCUAUGGCGCAGAACCUGCAAGUGUUGCAGCCCAGCAUGCAGGCCAUGUCGCCCAGCAUGCAGCCCAUGUCGCCCAACAUGCAGCCCCUGUCGCCCAACAUGCAGGCGCCCUACGUGGCGGAGCGCAUGUCCCCCAACAUGGCCGUCAUGUCCCCGCACGGACAGACCAUGUCUCCCAAUAUGCAGGUCAUGUCCCCCAUGGGGCGGGUGUCCCCAAACAUGCCGCAGAAUAUGGGCCAUAUUUCGCCCAACUUGGUGCAACACCAAACCACUUAUGUGCAGCAGGGCGCGACAGGGCCGGGCGCGAUGGAGACGGAGGGCCACAGCGCGGCGUCGCUGAGCCACCUGCUGAUGGACCGCGGCGGCGGCGGCGACAGCCUCCUGCUCAACUCCAGCGAGCUGUCGGGGCUCUCCGACCUGCUCAACAACACGAUCCCGCAGUAA
Spodoptera exigua (beet armyworm) is the source of this 4122-nucleotide messenger RNA. NCBI's taxonomy places the organism in Eukaryota, Metazoa, Arthropoda, Insecta, Lepidoptera, Noctuidae. The record is from the annotation of a GenBank genome assembly.